AUGCCUCCUAUUAACCAAGCCGCUAUUUCAGCUGGCGUCAUCGCCGUCAGCGUCGCCGUGGCCGCGGCCAUCGCUAUCUACGAGUCCCCCGAGCUCCAGCGCAUGGCAACAGACCUGCGCCGCCGCAUCGCUGUAGCCCUCCACUCGCUAGGCGACAACAUCGGCCCCGAAAAUGGCAACGGGGAGCCCCUGUUCAACAGACCCGAGGAUGCCGAGGGCUUCCUCCAGUCCGGCGACGUCGAUGCCGAUGACGAGACCCGCAAGCGCCAGCGCGAGGAGCUGCUCUACUGGAACGCCAUGAAGCUGAGCCAAGAGCUGGAGAAGCAGACGGCCGAGAACGAGAAGAUCAAGGAGAGGGAGAAGCUGACCCGCUCGGGCACGACGUUUGACGACUUCCUGCAGGAGGACCAGACCGCCAACGAGAAGGGCACCUACGUCUUCAACACCGGAGCGGAUGUGCGGAACAACGACGAUGGUCUCGUGAGGCGGCGAGGAGCGUCUGAGGGCGUGCGGGGCCUGAACUCGUCCAUCUACGCCAACCCCUUCGCCGACGAGAACGGCAUCGACUACAACGAGUUGGAGGAUAGCGAGAUCUCCCCCGAGAAGGACGAGGUCUUGUCCACCGACGACAUCUAUACCGCUUCCCCCAGACCUGUCAACAGCUCGUUGUCCCGAACACUGUCCCCUGCGACAGAGUCUCUUCCAGAACUCGUCCCUGUCGAGCCAGAACGCGUAGUCAUUUUCGACGCCACACAGCCUCAGGUCGCAUCCACCCCCAGCGAGUCCGUCGCGGAGGCCGAGCUCGGACAGGACGAGUACAUGACAGCCGGCCAGGACCGGGAGAUGCAGCAGGACGAGCACGACGCCUACGCCUCCAUCCAGGCGUGGGCCGAGCAGCAGCAGCAGGCCCAGAGGCAGAACCAGGAGUCGAGCCGCGACUUCUACUCGCCCCUGCCCAUCACCCCGGCCGCCCCGCUCAGCGAGAUGUCCGACGGCGAGAUGGUCAGCGAGGGCCAGCUGACGCCAACGGACUCGGCCUCAAUCGCCGGUUCCGGCUUCGAUGUCGCCAACGAGCUCGCGUCCCAGAACGGCUCCGCCUCCAAGUACUACGACGUGCUGAGCGAGGAUGAGGACGGCAUCCCUACACCCGCGCACAGCUGGACCGAGGUCGGCAGCGUGGUCAGCGAGAGCGAGGACGGUGUCAGGCCUGCGGUUCGCUCGUAG
Diaporthe citri is the source of this 1224-nucleotide messenger RNA. RefSeq lists its product as uncharacterized. The record is from RefSeq and is a predicted model, not a curated record. The coding region runs from base 1 to 1224 and encodes 407 amino acids. NCBI's taxonomy places the organism in Eukaryota, Fungi, Ascomycota, Sordariomycetes, Diaporthales, Diaporthaceae. The transcript has a single exon.